Messenger RNA from Clupea harengus (Atlantic herring), 680 nucleotides. It is a transcript of the gene dennd3b, whose product is annotated as DENN domain-containing protein 3-like. Bases 214 to 483 code for a protein of 89 amino acids. The record is from RefSeq and is a predicted model, not a curated record. Gene Ontology annotation, cellular component: cytoplasmic vesicle. The transcript is spliced from 4 exons. Gene Ontology annotation, molecular function: protein binding. Lineage: Eukaryota; Metazoa; Chordata; Actinopteri; Clupeiformes; Clupeidae. Gene Ontology annotation, biological process: regulation of Rab protein signal transduction.
CCACCCCCUGGAGAUCUUCAUCUGGUGUUUAACCUGAGCCCCCUGGUGAUUGUGCUGCCUUCCAGGGAAGACAAACACCACCCUGUGGUGGAUCUAGAUCUACACCUUCCAUUUCUCUGCUUUCAAACAAGGGAACUUUUACAGAUAAUCACAGCCAUCCUGGCCGAGCGGCGGAUUGUGUUCUUCUCCAGCGACUGGGCCCGGCUGACGGUGAUGGCGGAGUGCUUCAUGCUCUACAUCCACCCCCUGCACUGGCAGCACCCGCUGGUGCCCACGCUCCCACACCAGAUGCUGGACUUCGUCAUGGCGCCCACCGCUUUCCUCAUGGGCUGCCACCUCAGCCACUUUGAGGAGGUUUCUGCGGAAACGGAUGACCUGAUUUUAAUCAACAUCGAUGAUGGGACCGUGUCCUCGUCCAGCUCCGAGCUCAGUGACCUCCCAGCUGUGCCGUCAGCCGCCGCGGAGUGCUUCAGGACCCGGUAGGACACGUGUGCAGAGAGACCGCUCGGUCCUCAGUAGUGUUAAAGAUGGCGGGUGGGAAUGAGCGAGCGAGUGUGUGUGUGGUUGUGUGUGUUGUGCAGGAGGAGGACAUGUGUGCAGAGAGACCGCUCGGUCCUCAGUAGUGUUAAAGAUGGCGGGUGGGAAUGAGCGAGCGAGUGUGUGUGUGGUUGUGUGUGUUG